This is a messenger RNA of Arachis ipaensis, 606 nucleotides long. Its product is annotated as seed maturation protein. NCBI's taxonomy places the organism in Eukaryota, Viridiplantae, Streptophyta, Magnoliopsida, Fabales, Fabaceae. The record is from RefSeq and is a predicted model, not a curated record.
AUCACACAAUUACAUAUAGCAAGUGGGGGCGAAAAAAAGGUUGAAAAAGAAAGGGUGAUUGGUGGUUAUUACUAGUGGAAAAUUGAAGAGAGGAAUUGAAGGGAGAGAACAGGGAAGGUAGGAUGUCAGGGGCACAAGGGGCACAGCCGAAAGAAGCAAGGACAGCAACAGUUUAUAAGUCAGUAGAAGGAGGAGAGAAUAGAACGAGGACCGACUUGCGUUCAAAGGAGGAUCAAGGCAACAUUCAGAUCGAUAAGAUGCAGGAGAAGGUCUCUGACCCUGCUGGCAAAGGUGGUCCUGUCUUUGGUGCUGGCAAAGAUGACAACAAGCAAGACCUUGGAGUCACUGGCACUGGCUAAUCAUGUUAAGAAUAUUGGUAUACUUGACAGUUAAUUGGUUUAGUCAACUGGAUAUAUUCAGUUAAACACUUUAAAUUAUGUAAGGGUUGAAAACAAAUACUUUAAAUUAUGUAAGGGUUGAAAAUAAAUAAUGGUGUAAUCUAAUGUCUUAGAAAUAAGAGACUGAGAUAUAAUAUGAAAGGUGUAUUAUUGAAUUGUAGUCAAAAGUACAAUAUACAAGAGGUAUUUAUAGGUGCUAAAUGAAUCA